CGGGACUUAGCCGCGUCCGGGAGCUCGGAUGGGGGCGAUGUCACCGCGCACGCUGCUCCUGCUGCUGGCGGCCGCCCUGGCCCCGACCCAGAUUCGCGCGGGCUCACACUCGCUGCGGUAUUUCAAAACCGCCGUGUCCCGGCCCGGCCUCGGGGAGCCCCGGUUCAUCUCUGUCGGCUACGUGGACGACACGCAGUUCGUGCGCUACGACAGCGACGCGGAGAAUCCGAGAGAAGAGCUGCGGGCGAGGUGGAUGGAGCGGGAGGGGCCGGAGUACUGGGAGAAGGAGACACGGAAAAUCAAGGGACAGGAGCAGUGGUUCCGAAUGAGCCUGAGGAUCUUGCGCGGCUACUACAACCAGAGCGAGGGCGGCUCGCACACCUUCCAGAAGAUGUCCGGCUGUGACGUGGGGUCGGACGGGAGCCUCCUCCGCGGGUAUAAUCAGUACGCCUACGAUGGCCACGAUUACAUCGCCCUGAACAAAGACCUGAAGACCUGGACGGCGGCGGACUUUGCAGCACUGAACACCAAAAACAAGUGGGAUCUGGGUGAUGAGGCAGAGAGAAAGAGGGCCUACCUGGAGGGCACGUGUGUGGAGUGGCUCCACAGAUACCUGGAGCACGGGAAGGAGACUCUGCUGCGCUCAGAUCCCCCAGAGGCACAUGUGACCCUUCACCCCAGACCUGAAGGUGAUGUCACCCUGAGGUGCUGGGCCCUGGGCUUCUACCCUGCUGACAUCACCCUGACCUGGCAGUUGAAUGGGGAGGACCUGAUCCAGGACAUGGAGCUUGUGGAGACCAGGCCUGCAGGGGAUGGAACCUUCCAGAAGUGGGCAUCUGUGGUGGUGCCUCUUGGGGAGGAGCAGAAGUACACAUGCCUUGUGGAGCAUGAGGGGCUGCCUGAGCCUCUCACCCUGAGAUGGGAGCCUCCUCCAUCCACAGACUUCAACAUGAGAAUCAUUGCUGUUCUGGUUGUCCUUGGAGCUGUGGCCAUCAUUGGAGCUCUGGUGACUGUUGUGAGGAAGAGGAGGAGAAACACAGGUGGAACAGGAGGAGUCUACUCCCCUGCUCCAGGUUUUACCCUAGGCAGGGACAGCUGCCAGAGCUCUGAUGUGUCCUCCCAGAUUGUAAAGCAUGAAGACAGCUGCCUGGAGUGGACUGAGUGACAGACGAUGUGUUCAGGUCUCUGCUGUGACAUCCACAGCCCUCAGUUCUCUUUACACACCAGUGUCUGAUGUUCCCUCUGGUUUUGUGGGUUCGUUGUGAAGAACUGUGGAGCCCAGCCUGCCCCUGCAUUUCAGGGCCCUUUCUGCACUGCCCUGUGUUCUCUUCCACAGCCAACCUUCCUGCUCUGAAGUGGAAUACUCAGGGUUCUCAGGAAAGUUGUUUGGAUGGUGUUUUGCUGUGGCAAACAGGAGGAAUGUUUCCUUACAGUGGACACAGGUGUGAAAGACUGAGAUUGACUGGGGAAGGAAUGUUUCCCUCAGACAGACACAGGAGAGAGGAUGUUCUGCUAAAGCAAGCACAUGAAAGGACACGCGAUGAAGGAGACUUUGCUCACAACAUGCAUGUAUUGGUCUGCCUUACAUUGCGUACUUGAGCUGUAUUUGUCACGGCUCCAUAGUGAGAAAUGCACCAAUUAACUUCUGGUGGUGUGCUGCAGUCUGUUGCUGCUUCUGAGGACUGUGGCAGACUGGAUGCA
Messenger RNA from Rattus rattus (black rat), 1701 nucleotides. Its product is annotated as RT1 class I histocompatibility antigen, AA alpha chain-like. Gene Ontology annotation, cellular component: external side of plasma membrane. NCBI's taxonomy places the organism in Eukaryota, Metazoa, Chordata, Mammalia, Rodentia, Muridae. The transcript is spliced from 8 exons. Gene Ontology annotation, biological process: antigen processing and presentation of endogenous peptide antigen via MHC class I via ER pathway, TAP-independent; antigen processing and presentation of endogenous peptide antigen via MHC class Ib; immune response. The record is from RefSeq and is a predicted model, not a curated record. Bases 29 to 1165 code for a protein of 378 amino acids. Gene Ontology annotation, molecular function: signaling receptor binding; peptide antigen binding.